Messenger RNA from Scylla paramamosain (green mud crab), 4729 nucleotides. RefSeq names its product cysteine-rich with EGF-like domain protein 2 (gene Creld). The transcript has 8 exons. Lineage: Eukaryota; Metazoa; Arthropoda; Malacostraca; Decapoda; Portunidae. The record is from RefSeq and is a predicted model, not a curated record. Gene Ontology annotation, molecular function: calcium ion binding. Bases 191 to 1372 code for a protein of 393 amino acids.
UAAUUUGGAGUUCCGAACGUCAACACAGACAGCUGAUCACCGCUUCGCUCUCAGCCACCUUGCCUCCUUGUGCCCUUUAAAACUCAAUUAUCUCUCUUAAUACAGCUUCCCCAAGUACCAAAUUAGGAGGAAAUAUAGAUCACACACAAACACACACACACACACACACACAUACAUACACACACACACAAUGAAGGCAAAAGUGGCACUGGUGGUGGUGAUUGGGCUGAGCUGCCUGGUGAGUCAGGUGAGGCUGGACACUGCCAAGCCCUCGGGGGACAGCAAGGACAGUGACAAGAACAAGGAGAGUCUGAAGGCCACCAAGCUGCCACCCUGUGCUGCCUGUAGAGUCCUCACUGAGUCUUUCAACAAGGGGAUCGAGUCAACAGCACGAGGGAAGUAUGAGGGAGGAGACUCAGCGUGGGAGGAGGAGAAGAAGCUGUCAUACAAAAAGUCGGAAGUGAGGUUAAUUGAGAUCCAGGAGAAGCUGUGCAAGGAUGUAGAGAGAGGCCAGAAACAGUGUGAAUCGAAUGCAGAAGAACACGAGGGCUUGCUGGAGGAUUGGUGGUUCAGGGAGCAGGAGAAGGAGCCGGACCUUCACUCCUGGCUGUGUGUAGAGACCCUCAGAGUGUGCUGCCCCCCCAACCACUACGGACCCCAGUGCUUACCUUGCAAGGGAGGCACUGAGAAUCCUUGUGGGGGCAACGGCAAAUGCAAGGGAGCAGGGACGAGGAAGGGGAGCGGGGAGUGUUCCUGCAACCCGGGCUACGAGGGGGAGCUGUGUGACACCUGCUCCUAUGGGUACUACCAGGCCUACCGUGAUGACACCAAGAACCUGUGUGAGAAGUGCCACAAGGCUUGCAAUGGCCCAUGCAGUGGGCCAGGGCAGAAGUCAUGUGUGGCGUGUCAGGAGGGCUGGAUCAUGGACACGGAGAAGGGUUGCCUGGACAUCAAUGAGUGUGCGGCUGCCAAGUCUCCCUGUAAACGCAACCAAUUCUGCGUCAACAACGAAGGCACCUACACUUGUUUGGAGUGUGACAAGGCGUGUGACGGCUGCAACGGAGAUGGGCCAGACAUGUGUGAGAGAUGUGCCGAGGGAUUCAUCUUAGAGAAGGACAUGUGUGUAGACAACAGUGCGAAGGCCCGCGAGAAACACAUGACGUUUGCUCGUUACGUCACUUACGGCGGCCUGACCCUCGCCACCUGCAUCAUUCUGCAGAAGAACACAAUUAUUGCUGCCAUCGUUGGCCUUAGCGUGGCUGUUUACAUCAGCUUCUCAGAGUACUACCUCAGGGAUACCACCGCACCCCCUGUCUCCCCUGAACUGCCGUCAUCCUUCCUGUCGUCCCUACAGGGCAUGAUGACCAACUAGACACAGAGUGAAGGCUGCCUCAUUCUAAUGGACUAUCUUGUGUUCUGUUCCAAGCCCGACUCAUUCUUAAGCCAAGCAGAGAAAUGUCUUGUUUUAGGUUUUCAGCAGACUGUCUCCUCCUUGUACUUUUCUAAUCCUGACUUACUCUCAAGCUGGUCUGUGAAAGGCUUGAUUUUAGGUUUUCAACGGUCUGGCUUCCCUUGUGUCCUCCCCCAAAUCCAACACAUUCUUAAUCCAGUCAGAGAAAGAUUUAAUUUCAGGUUUCCACAGACUUUUUCCUCCUUUGUUCUUUUCCAGUCCUGACGCAUUCUUGAUCCAGUUAGUUAAAAGUUUAACAUUGGGUUUUCGACAGACUGCUUCUCCUUUCCCUCCCUCCUCAACUGGUCCAUUAGAAUGAGUGUGUGUUUGGGUUGUAGGGGAGCAGAUGAUAAUGUUGGACGAAAGAUCUGGAUGUAGCAAUUUCUACGUGGGUCUGAUUCUUCUAAAACCUCACCUCUCUUCUCUCUUGGGCAGUAAGGGGACAGUAUGCUAGAUUUAAUGGCUGGUGUGAAUUACCUGCUUUCAUUCAGUCUCUGUAUUUAUAAGGUUUAUACCAUGAGCUGUGCAGAUGUUGGGAGCAUGUCUGUGUGUGUGAGACGUUCAUAAGGUUUAGGUGUGUUCCCUCUGUCACAAUUUGAAUAUUUUGAGCUGAAUUUUGCAUUUUCAGUGUAAUACUUACCCUGCAGUUAAUGGCUAGUAAUAGUAAUAGUAUUUCUGUAGCAUAUACUGAUGCUGAUUACUUUGGCAUUCAUUUGAGAGGUGAAAGGCUUUGUAUAACCUCAUAGAUAGUGCUGAGGUUUAUAAUACUUAUGAAUGCUUUGCUGAUCAUUUUGGCAUAUAGAUUGACAGAUAGAUUACUGUGGCAUUCAUUUGAGAGACCAGAGGCUUUGUAGUCAUAGCUGAGCAUUUUCUUUUUCAUUGCUGAAGUUUGCAUUAGGUAUUGUUGUCUUGAUCAUUUUGGCAAUAGAUAGAUUACUUUGGCACUCAUUUAAGAAUAGACAGGCUUUGUAUGACCUCAUAAUCAGUGCCGAACGUUUUAUUUCUAAACACUGAAGUGCGCAUCACGUAUGAACACGUACCACGGUUGUACAGAAACACUUCACAGUACACUUGUAACCACCACUUCAUGUCCAAGGGGUCCCAUCAGGCAAAGGCGUGGGUAGUGUUUCCGAGAACCAUAUCAUUACUUUGACUGAGGAGUGAUUUUAUACCUUGACUUGUAGCAUCACAACCUCUCUCCUCUGUGGCGGAAACACUGCACUUCUCUGACUGGGACCUUUCUUAUUCUUGUGUUCACUUGCGAGUGUUGUGGAAAAGUACGAGGAUUUGUACGUAUCUGUGUAGUGUUGCCAGAAGUGUUAAUGAUACAAGGGCCAGUGUGUUUAUUGUUUGUAUAGGAAUUGAUAUAUUGAUUAAUGAAUUGCUUGAUAUGAAGAGCUCCACCAAAAUAGUAGGAAAAUCAAUGCCAUCCUCUCAUACCUAAAUUUUAAGCCAUGAUAUGAAAAACAGAUGAGUGUUGGAUGCAUUCACUACAGUUCUCUUCUCAUGGGCUCCAAAACAAUUAUAGGAAAAUAGAUACAAUAUUGUCAUGAUAAAAUGGACAGGUGUAGAGUCCAAUACAGGUAGAAGAAUAUGAAAGCCCUUUUAAAAUGACAAGGUAGAGACGAACAUACAACCUCUCAUCAGAUCUAAGCUUAUGUUACAGUAGAUAGACUUAGAAUGUAGUACAAGACAGGGACAGGCACAGAUACAAGAAAGCUCUUUUAAACUUGACAAGGUGGAAGAUGAAAGCAUUAGAAUUUUUAGACAUGAUAGGUUUGAAUGUUUAAAAGUUUUUCUGAGUUUGGUAAUAGUAAGUUUAGGUUCGUAUGUUUGGAUGUUUGCAGACUUUGGUUGGAUGUGUUCAGGCAUUUGAUGAUUAAGGUAUACCAAGGUUCCAUUGUGAUAUUGUGUUGUACUCUUGCACAAAAUAUGUCUCGAAUUCCAGUACAGUUUCUUUUUGUUGCAACUGUACGCCUCUAGUCAUUAGAUUUUAUGUACUCUUGCAUUGCCAGUUUUAUGCUUUGAAUAGCGCUUAAGUUUCAUAGGAAGCAGAUUUUGUUUGGAAAAUUUGCUGAUGUAUUUGAGCUGUUUUGUAGGGGAGAGGAAAUGAAGAGAAGGAUUAAUUUUGCAGGUGAAGUUUAGAAGUGAAAAUAUUGUUGAUUCUAUUGGGGAAGUUUAAUCUUUGAAUAAUUUUGUAAAUGAGAAGAAAUGAGGAGAAAUAUUUGCUGGUAAAAUUUAGAGGCAAAGAUACUGUUGAUUUUGUUUGGAAAGUUUGGUAAUAUCUCUGAAUAGUUUUGAGGGGGAAAGGAAACCAGUGGAAAAAUUUUGCUGGUAAAGUUUAAAGGUAGAAAUACUUUAGAUAUUGUUUGGAAAGUUUGCUAAUCACAUUUUGUUGCUAAGUUUAUCAACACCUUACCAAUAAUUCUGAAAUAAAAAAAAAAUCUGAAAGAAUAAUAUUUCAACAAUUUCACAAAAACCUGACAGUAGUUUAUGGGCAGAGGAAAAGUGAAACAGUACAUUUUGUAGGAAAGUUUAAAGUUUAUCAGUAUCUUACCAAUAGUUUUGAGAUAAGAAAAAAAAAACUCAGAAAGAAUAAUUUACCAAUAAUUUAAAGAUCUGACUGUAGUUUAGCAGCAGAGAGAAUCAAGAGGAAGAGUUAAUUUUGUAUUAAAGUCUUACAAAGAUCUGAGAAAUAACUUAGAGGUACAGAAAACCUACACAAUAAUGCUCAAAAAAGAGACAUUAGUACAAUUGUAGAGGCAGCAUUAAAAAUAUGUGAUUAUGGUAAUUCAGAGCAGUGGUGUUGAAUUUACAUAGAUUACAUAGGAGAGUCAAGGAUGUUAUUAGAUUACACAGAAAAGGUUUAGCAGAUUAUCUAGAUUAUGUAGAAAAAGCAAAGUAAAUUAUAUAGAUUAUGAAGGGUCAAGCUAAUUAGAUUACAUAAGAAGGGUUAAGCAGAUUACCUAGAUUACAUAGAAAAGUCAAAGGAAAUCAUGUAAAUUAUGAAGGGUCAAGGAAAAUAGAUUAUAUAGAGAAGUCAAAAAAUACCUAGAUUACUUAGAAAGGAUUAAGCAAACUACUUAGAUUUUAUAGAAAGGGUCAAAAGGAAGUUACCUAGAUUACAUAGGAAAGGUCAGGCAGAUUAUAUAAAACUCGCAAGUAUAGUAUUUUUACACCAAUUACAGUAGUUGUCAGUUAUAUUUAGAAACUCCUUAAUUAUUCCAGAGCAUCAAUUGUUUACGAGUGUGUAAAAAAAAAAUGCUGUUGAGGUGAAAG